UAAACUACAAUUCCCACACCAAUUGUUUUGGCGAACUCGUGCCGGACAAUAUGGCGUCCUCUUGAAACGAAUACCAAUCGCAAUUAUUUUUGGAUAAUACUCUACGAUGGCGGGUGAUACGAGCGACAAGAAGGAUGCCGAGACCUCGGCGGCGGUCAAGGACAGAGAAAGAAAACCACGCAGUCGUUCUCGAGAACGUAAGAGACAUCGUUCAAGGGAACGAAAUCGCUCAAAGUCUCCAGAAAGAGGCCGGCGGUUGAAAGAUCAGGAGAGGGGCAAGGAGCGCGAAGAGAGAGACCGUGCCCGAAAAGACAGAGAGAAAGAUGGUCACCGGCGUGAUCGAACAAAGAAAUCAAGGAGUCUAUCACCAAAGUCCAAAGAGGCUAGGCUUAAGAGGGAGAAAGAUAUAAAAACAGAAGAAGAUGAAGAGAAAAAGAAGAAAGACAAGGCCCAACCUCUCUCGCUGGAGGAGCUCCUGGCCAAGAAGAAAGCUGAGGAGGAAGCCGAGGCAAAGCCCAAGUUCCUGACGAAGGCCGAGCGAGAGGCGGAGGCCAUCAAACGGAGAGAGCAACAGACGGAAGAGAAGAAGAAAACGAUAGAUGAGGAGAGGAAGAAGAGAAGGGUGUUCCAGGACACAGGAAGGAAAAUGAUGGAGGACCCGCAAGAGAGGGAGAGGCGAGAGAGGAGAGAACGGAUGGAGAGGGAGAGCAACGGCAAUGACGAGGAUGAUGGCAGGCAGAAGAUCAGAGAAGAGAAAGACAAAGGAAAAGAACUCCAAGCAAUCAAGGAGCGCUACCUGGGCGGGACCAAGAAGCGGAGACGCACGCGCCACCUGAACGACAGGAAGUUCGUCUUUGAGUGGGACGCCUCCGAAGACACUUCCAUCGACUACAACCCCAUCUACAAGGAGAAGCAUAGCGUGCAGCUGUACGGUCGAGGCUACAUCGCCGGCAUUGACCUGAAGCAGCAGAAGAGGGACCAAUCCCAUUUCUACGGUGAACUGAUGGAGACGAGACGUACGCUGGAGGAAAAGGAGCAAGAAGAGGUCCGACUGAAGAAGGUUCGUAAGAAGGAGGCCAAGCAGCGCUGGGACGACCGGCACUGGGUGCAGAAGAAGCUGGAGGAGAUGACGGACAGGGACUGGCGUAUCUUCAGGGAGGACUACAGCAUCACCACCAAGGGCGGCAAGAUCCCCAACCCCAUCCGGAACUGGAAGGAGUACUCGCUGCCGCCGCACAUCGUGGAGGUCAUCGACGCCUGCGGCUACAAGGAUCCCACUCCUAUCCAGAGACAGGCCAUUCCCAUUGGCUUACAGAACCGUGACAUCAUCGGUGUGGCCGAGACGGGUAGCGGUAAAACAGCCGCCUUCCUCAUUCCUCUUCUGGUAUGGAUCACCACCCUGCCCAAAAUCGACAGGAUUGAGGACUCCGACCAGGGUCCCUACGCGGUCAUCCUCGCCCCGACCCGUGAGCUGGCUCAGCAGAUCGAGGAGGAGACGCUAAAGUUCGGUAAGCCUCUGGGCAUCCGGACGGUGGCCGUGAUCGGAGGUAUCUCCCGCGAGGACCAGGGCUUCCGCCUGCGGAUGGGCUGCGAGAUUGUGAUUGCCACGCCGGGUCGUCUGAUCGACGUGCUGGAGAACCGUUACCUGGUGCUGGGCCGCUGCACCUACGUGGUGCUGGACGAGGCCGACCGCAUGAUAGACAUGGGCUUUGAGCCCGACGUCCAGAAGAUCCUGGAGUACAUCCCUGUGACCAACCAGAAGCCCGACACGGACGAGGCAGAGGACCCCGAGAAGAUGAUGAUGAACUUUGAGUCCGGCAAAGGAAAAUACAGACAAACGGUCAUGUUCACAGCCACCAUGCCCGCGGCGGUGGAGCGGCUGGCCAGGAGCUACCUGCGGCGUCCCGCCGUGGUCUACAUCGGCUCUGCGGGCAAACCUCACGAGAGGGUGGAGCAGAAGGUGCUGCUCAUGGGCGAGGGAGAGAAGAGGAAGAAGCUGUUGGAGGUGCUGAACCGCGGCUUCGAGCCGCCCAUCAUCAUCUUCGUCAACCAGAAGAAGGGCUGCGACGUGCUGGCCAAGUCUCUGGAGAAGAUGGGAUUCAACGCUUGCACACUUCACGGUGGCAAGGGCCAGGAACAAAGAGAGUUUGCCCUGUCCAACCUGAAGGCCGGCGCCAAAGACAUCCUGGUGGCCACUGACGUGGCCGGUCGUGGUAUCGACAUCCACGACGUGUCCAUGGUGCUCAACUACGACAUGGCCAAGAACAUCGAAGACUACAUCCAUCGUAUCGGACGUACGGGCCGAGCGGGCAAGAGCGGCAUGGCCAUGACCUUCCUGACCAAGGACGACGCCCAGGUCUUCUACGACUUGAAGCAGGCCAUCAUGGAGAGCCCCGUGUCCACGUGCCCGCCGGAGCUCACCAACCACCCCGACGCCCAGCACAAGCCGGGCACCAUCCUCACCAAGAAGCGCCGCGAGGAGACCAUCUUCGCCUGAGGAGAGCGCCUAAGCUUGAGGGCUGGGCCGCCAGACUGGACCCCGCUGCACUAGAUGGAUGUUUCGUUUCGUAACCAUGAUAGACCCUUAACGUCGACACAGCAGUCCGAUUCCCCCCCCCCCCCCCCCCCCCCCAUGUUAAUCCAGUGCACAGGGGCGGUUUUGGUCCCGUUGUUCAAUACCCUGCCUAUGGUUUUGUUUUCAUGACUUCACCACUAAUGGCUUCAUACAUGGGCUUAGGGCUGACGCACGGGGGGCUGACGCACGGAGAUCUUCUCUUGACCUCAGGGGGGAAUGCUAUUUCUGGUGUAGCAAGUAUUGCUGUUUUGAAGAAAAACAACUCUCAAUUCGCUUACUGCAAAUACUUUUAAUACGAUGUGCUUGUAUUUAAAUCCUAUCACUGUAGACGUUUAUGUCCAGUGAAUGACACCCUCUGCAGUUUUCUCUCUUAAAGGUAAACCAUUUUGUACAAUCUCACCCCUCUGAAUUUAAUGGUCUCCUAUUUUUCAGAAGCAGCACCCAAGACCAAUUUGUGACCAGAAAAGUUGUGUUUUUUAUUUUUAUUUUUAAAAUGGUGUGAUGAGACCAAUACCUUUUCAAGUGUUGUCGGGUGGAUUUUGUCACAUUGGUAUGCGUACGAAUACUGCAAGCGGAGUGAUCGGUGUCCUCUUAAUCACACUGCUGUGUCCUGCUUGGGUUAAAGCACUUGUGUGUGUUCAGAGGUUUAAACUGCAUAUCUGAUGUGUUUGAUGGACAAACUAUUCUGAUGUCUCUGACUGGUAGUCCUUCGCCCAGAUGUGCGUGUGUGUGUGUGUGUUGAGGACGCUGUAAUUUGUUUUGUACAGGCCAGUAUCAGUGAAACAAAGGAGUUGGACAACAUUAAAAGUACAUAAAAUGUCA
Messenger RNA from Gadus morhua (Atlantic cod), 3397 nucleotides. It is a transcript of the gene ddx23, whose product is annotated as DEAD (Asp-Glu-Ala-Asp) box polypeptide 23. The record is from RefSeq and is a predicted model, not a curated record. The coding region runs from base 107 to 2497 and encodes 796 amino acids. NCBI's taxonomy places the organism in Eukaryota, Metazoa, Chordata, Actinopteri, Gadiformes, Gadidae. Gene Ontology annotation, molecular function: RNA helicase activity; nucleic acid binding; ATP binding. The transcript has 17 exons.